AUGGCUGAGAGCUAGCAAGGAAAAUUCAGGACCAUGAUGGCUCAGUUUCCCACAGCUAUGAAUGGAGGGCCAAACAUGUGGGCUAUUACCUCUGAGGAAAGGACUAAGCAUGACAAGCAAUUUGAUAACCUCAAGCCCGCAGGAGGUUACAUAACAGGUGAUCAAGCACGUACAUUUUUCUUACAGUCAGGCCUGCCAGCUCCUGUUUUAGCUGAAAUAUGGGCUCUAUCAGACCUCAACAAGGACGGGAAGAUGGAUCAGCAGGAGUUCUCCAUAGCUAUGAAACUCAUCAAACUGAAGCUGCAGGGCCAGCAGUUGCCUGUGGUUCUCCCUCCUAUUAUGAAACAACCUCCUAUGUUCUCUCCAUUAAUUUCUGCUCGUUUUGGAAUGGGAAGCAUGCCCAAUCUAUCCGUUCCUCAGCCAUUGCCUCCAGUCGCACCUAUAGCAACAGCCUUGUCCCCUGCGACUUCAGGGACCACCCUUCCUCCCUUAAUGAUGCCUGCUCCCCUCGUGCCUUCUGUUAGCACCUCAUCGUUACCAAAUGGAACUGCCAGUCUCAUCCAGCCUUUGUCCAUUCCUUAUUCUUCUUCAACAUUGCCUCAUACGUCAUCUUACAGUGUGAUGAUGGGAGGAUUUGGUGGUGCUAGUAUACAGAAAGCCCAGUCUCUGAUUGAUUUAGGGUCCAGUAGCUCAACUUCCUCAACUGCUUCGCUCUCAGGGAACUCGCCCAAGACUGGGACCGCAGAGUGGGCAGUUCCUCAGCCUUCAAGAUUAAAAUAUCGGCAGAAAUUCAAUAGUCUUGACAAAAGCAUGAGUGGAUACCUCUCAGGUUUUCAAGCUAGAAAUGCCCUUCUUCAGUCAAAUCUUUCCCAAACUCAGCUAGCUACUAUUUGGACUCUGGCUGACAUUGAUGGUGACGGACAGCUAAAAGCUGAAGAGUUUAUCCUGGCGAUGCACCUCACUGACAUGGCCAAAGCUGGACAGCCCUUGCCCCUGACGUUACCUCCUGAGCUGGUCCCUCCGUCCUUCCGAGGAGGGAAGCAAAUCGAUUCUAUUAAUGGAACUCUGCCUUCAUAUCAGAAAAUACAAGAAGAAGAACCUCAAAAAAAAUUACCAGUGACAUUUGAGGACAAGCGGAAAGCCAACUACGAGCGGGGGAACAUGGAACUGGAGAAGCGACGCCAAGCCCUGAUGGAGCAACAACAGAGGGAGGCAGAGCGCAAAGCCCAGAAAGAAAAGGAAGAGUGGGAACGAAAACAGAGAGAAUUACAAGAGCAAGAAUGGAAGAAGCAACUUGAGUUGGAAAAACGCUUGGAGAAGCAGAGGGAAUUGGAGCGACAACGGGAGGAAGAACGGAGAAAAGAGAUAGAAAGACGAGAGGCAGCAAAACAGGAACUUGAAAGACAGCGUCGUUUGGAGUGGGAGAGAAUUCGUAGACAGGAGCUUCUCAAUCAGAGGAAUAGAGAACAGGAAGAAAUUGUCAGGUUGAACUCUAAAAAGAAGAGUCUUCACCUCGAGUUGGAAGCACUGAAUGGCAAACACCAGCAGAUCUCAGGCAGACUCCAAGAUGUCCGACUCAGAAAACAAACUCAAAAGACUGAGCUGGAAGUUCUGGAUAAGCAGUGUGACCUGGAGAUUAUGGAGAUCCGGCAACUCCAGCAAGAGCUUCAGGAAUAUCAAAAUAAGCUUAUCUAUUUGGUACCUGAGAAGCAAUUACUAAAUGAGAGAAUUAAAAACAUGCAGCUCAGUAAUACACCUGAUUUAGGGAUCGAUCUACUUCAUAAAAAAUCAUUAGAAAAGGAAGAAUUAUGCCAAAGACUUAAAGAACAAUUAGAUGCACUUGAAAAAGAAACUGCAUCUAAGCUAUCAGAAAUGGAUUCAUUUAACAAUCAACUAAAGGAACUGAGAAAAAGCUACAAUACACAGCAGUUAGCCCUUGAACAACUUCAUAAGAUCAAGCAUAACAAGUUGAAGGAAAUUGAAAGAAAAAAGUCAGAGCUAAUACAGAAAAAGAAACUAGAAGAUGAGGCUAUAAGGAAAGCAAAGCAAGGAAAAGAAAAUUUAUGGAAAGAAAAUCUUAGAAAGGAGGGAGAAGAAAAACAAAAGCGACUCCAGGAAGAAAAGACACAAGAAAAAGUUCAAGAAGAGGAAAAGAAAACCGAGGAGAAACGAUGUGAGCCAGCUAGUGAUUUAGUGAAUUACAGAGCUUUGUAUCGCUUUGAAGCGAGGAACCAUGAUGAGAUGAGUUUUAAUUCUGGGGAUAUAAUACAGGUUGAUGAAAAAACCACAGGAGAACCUGGUUGGCUUUAUGGUAGUUUCCAAGGAAAUUUUGGCUGGUUUCCAUGCAAUUAUGUAGAAAAAAUGCCAUCAAGUGAAAAAUCUGUAUCUCCUAAGAAGGCCUUACUUCCUCCUACAGUAUCUUUAUCUGCUACCUCACCUUCUUCUGAAUCACAGUCUUCAAAUCAGCCGGCAUCAGCGACUAAUUAUCAAAAUGUAUCUUUUUCAAACCUAACUGUUAAUACUUCGUGGCAGAAAAAAUCAGCUUUUACUCGCACCGUGUCCCCUGGUUCUGUGUCACCUAUUCAUGGACAGGGACAGGUUGUAGAAAACCUGAAAGCACAGGCCCUUUGUUCCUGGACUGCAAAGAAAGAUAACCACUUGAACUUCUCAAAACAUGAUAUUAUUACUGUCUUGGAGCAACAAGAAAAUUGGUGGUUUGGGGAGGUCCAUGGAGGAAGAGGGUGGUUUCCAAAAUCUUAUGUCAAAAUCAUCCCUGGGAGUGAAGUCAAGCGGGAAGAGCCAGAAGCUUUGUAUGCAGCUGUAAACAAGAAACCUACCUCUGCAGCCUGUACAGUUGGAGAUGAGUAUAUUGCACUUUAUCCGUAUUCGAGUGUAGAACCUGGAGAUCUGACCUUCUCAGAAGGUGAAGAAAUAUUGGUGACACAGAAGGAUGGAGAAUGGUGGACAGGAAGUAUUGGAGACAGGACUGGAAUUUUUCCGUCAAAUUAUGUCAAACCCAAAGACCAAGAGAGUUUUGGGAGUGCGAGCAAAUCUGGAACAUCAAACAAGAAGCCUGAGAUUGCUCAAGUAACUUCAGCAUAUGUGGCUUCUGGUUCUGAACAACUUAGCCUUGCACCGGGGCAGUUAAUACUAAUUUUAAAGAAAAAUACAAGUGGGUGGUGGCAAGGGGAGUUGCAGGCCAGAGGCAAAAAAAGACAGAAAGGAUGGUUCCCUGCCAGCCACGUUAAACUCCUGGGUCCGAGCAGUGAAAGAACAACACCCGCCUUCCACCCUGUGUGUCAGGUGAUUGCCAUGUACGACUAUGUAGCAAAUAACGAGGAUGAGCUAAACUUCUCCAAGGGACAGGUCAUCAACGUUUUGAACAAGGAUGAUCCCGACUGGUGGCAGGGAGAAAUCAACGGGGUGACCGGUCUCUUCCCUUCGAACUACGUUAAGAUGACGACAGACUCAGAUCCAAGCCAACAGUGACCCAGUGUUGCCUUCCAGUGGGAAAGCACCCCAGAGACCCACUAUCCACGUCUGAGUAGCGUGCGGGCAGGCGGGCAGCCCUGGUCAGACGCCUCCUGCCCUGCUCAUUAACUUCGCUCGAGUGCUAGAGCCACUUGUGGUCACUCCCUCGUGUUUCUCAUUCACAGUUAAAAUCUGUUUGUAACAAGUUACAGGAUAGUGGGUCUUUGUGUGGCUUUCCCCGCUGCUCACUCUGGCAUCCUUUAGCAUUUUUCUUCUUUUUUAAUUUGGUUAAUUGUAGGUCAUUAGCAUGCACCUUGCGUUUUUCCUCACGUGGUGGGAAUUCAAACACACAAAGACCCACUAUUUGCACAAACUGUUCUCCCGGGGGUGGGAGGGGCUGUCGUGCUUUCUAAUGUUGCUGCAGCUUGUGUACUGAUUACAGAAUUCAGAUAAAAUCUGCUGAUGUUUUGCUCUUACGUUUGAUCUAAUCCUAAUCACGGUGAGCUCUUAAUUGAUUCAAUGUGUGAUUUGCCCCCAAAUAUGUACUGUUUACUCUGUUACUUUCCAAUAUGCCACUCUUCAGUAUUUAAAUUUGUUCAAGGCCAAGAACUGGAAAUAACUUCUUAUCUAUUUUCUGUGUAUUUUGGGGUAGGAGCAAUAACACCCCUGGGGAGCUUUUCUUAGCUCGUAGGCGAGGAAGGGGAUGAGCCCCGGCAGUGUGUGCAGAGUGGGGUGCGUUCCAUCUGCAUGGGCCGCCCGGGAGCACACGCUGCGCCGUGGUGGUUCUCAGCAUCUUCGUGUGCUCUGGGUCGAUAGAGGUGCUGCACCAUGUCCUGCAGCAGGCAGCUGUUACCUCUUCAUUGAUGGCCCCAAAAUCAUUCACUUUUGGGGAAUGAAGGGCUCCCAUCAUUGACCACAAGAUAUGAAACCUUCCCUAGUUUAGGCAGAGCCUUUAUAUCUGCAAUACAUUUUAAGGUCAAAAUUCAUGGUAUCUGUUUAAUUAGGUGACCACAUAUCCCGAGUCACAAAAGGACACUGGUUCUUUGUGUAGGAAAGGACACAUUCUUCUUAGUGUAUUUAGUCAAGAUCAUAAGGAAUCCUUGAAGAGUUUAAAUGCCCCUGAAGCAGGCACACAGGCUUGAUCUAGUCAAGAAUGAACUUGAGUGAAGGAGAGAUGUGUGAGUUAGUGUUCCUCUGUGUCCGUAAAGCUGCUGGGGGCUAGAAGAUUGCCUUCACCAUCCAGAAUUCUCUGGCUACUCUGUGUUCUUCAACCACGUGGCUACUUUGGCAUAGGAUUUUACUUUUUCUUGGAUGGAAACACUUUAAAGAUGGUAAACAUUAUUGAAAACUAAUAAAUGUGAGAUUACUUAGCUGAAACAAAAAGGAGUUUUAGUGGGCAGUGUUAAAAUGUUUUGGGAAGUCAAUGACAAGUUUAUGCAAUUUAAAACGUUUACAAAUCGCAGUGCAAUCUACUGUUUAUGAAUGUCAGAGUGUUAGCAGGACGAGCACGCGCAUGGUCAGUCUUACUUCCUCACGGAGUUCUCUGAGAAGAGUGAAACAUGUUUCUGUAUCUUUGAGUUUAAGUUAAAAGCAUACUUGUGCAAUAUUUAUGUUAAUGUGCCUAUACAUUAUGAAUGAUUCCAGUCAUACAUUGCCUAAAUCAUAACUUCACAACACUUGAGGAAGAAUCAACAGUUCAGUUAUAACCUCACCAGGUUCGAAUGUCUGUCUGUGUUCCAAAGUCCUGCCCGUUACUGGGGCGUGUGGCGACAUGUCUGUGUGCUCCCUGGGGUAGGGAUUUGUAGUUAUCAGGCCACCGCAGUUGUUAGCCUUUGGCGUCAUUAUGAUACUUUUAUAAAGUGACAUUAAUUGGAAAGCAAUAAUAUCACUAUGUAGGUGGAGUAACAGACUUGUCACCUGCGUCACCAAAGGAGAGAGUGCAGAUAUUGAGUCCUGGUGAACCCAGCUGACGUCCCAUGCUGUACGGAUUACUUGGUCUUGCCUUAUCCCAUUCUGAACUUUCUGCUUUUGCGCCCAUUAGUUGGGUUCAGAUUAAAGACAGUUCCUUUAAGUCCAUUAUAAACCAUGAAGUUAGAAAUCAGAGCCCUGCUAAUUAGCCACACAAUUUGGUAUAACAUUUUCUCUUUAUAAUUACUUUUUUUGCAUUUGGACUUACUAAUAUACUGAUAAAUUAUUUUAAUAUUUCAAAGGUAUUUUAUAGUGCAAAUCAUCACUUUAACACUGACACAGAUUAUUAAGAAUGACAUUCAGGUAGAGUUUAGCAUCUGUACUCAAUUUGAAAAGAGUGUACUCAUCAGGUGCCUAUGGACUAAAUCCCAUGACACAUCUCAGCCGAAUGUCAGUCCGGAAAACAUAUUUACUGUAUUUACGGAAACACCUCUCCUUCUGUGGGUAUUUUGUUACAUAUUCAAGAGAAAGCUAAAAAUAAAGUAGGAUGACAAACAAUAACCUGACCUCCUUAGAAAUGCACGCGGUCCUUCGCAGCACCUCACGUUCAGCCGUGCGUUUCCCUACUCGGUACGGGGCAGCUUUCAGUUUGCUUAGAAAGCAACAUCGAAAGGAAAGCGUUUAUACGGAACUCAGAAUUUUAGAAUGGGAACACCGCUGAAUAAACCCAGGCCCUGUAGGAGGUAAAGUUUAUUUAAAAAUGUUAAGAUCUGAUAGUCCUUUUUAAAGUACGUGAUUAAAUCCGAUGGGUUUUCCAGCAGUGAAAAAAAUCAACUCUAAAACCAAAGCUGAUAUUUUAGAAAAUUUGAAAAUUUAAAUCAGCCCUACCCAUUAUAGAGUUUCCGCUAAAACUUUAUCUUAAAAGAGUCAUUUUAAAAUAACAGAACUAUUAAAACAACGUAACUGUAAUUUUAGUGUUUUAAAAGGCAAUGUGAGUACUGAUAGUUUUAAAAAAAGUGCGGGGAGGAAAAGUAGAGGAAGAAAUGCCAAUUCCACUCAAAGCUUUAUUUGCCAAAUUUCUUAGAAUGAAUUUUACCAAGUUACAAAUUCUUGUAAAUAGAAUCUGUACGGGAAAUUCUGAGAGACUUCUGCCUAACGCGGCGUUGUCGGAUGCUGCUGUGAUGCUACUGUAAUGUAAUAAAUUAUUCAAUUGUUGCAAAGUGCUGUUUUCGCCUUAAAAUUUUAUUUUGUGUGUCUUGAAAACUAUAGUAUUAAAGGUAUUGAGAUUUGUGCAAAUGCUGGGCACGCUUGGCAUGAGGUAAUCUGUUUUUAUUUUUACAAAAUUGUAAUAUAACUAUGCAAGUGUGUUUAUUAAAAGGACACAAAUGACA
Phyllostomus hastatus (greater spear-nosed bat) is the source of this 6770-nucleotide messenger RNA. RefSeq names its product intersectin 2 (gene ITSN2). The coding region runs from base 34 to 3489 and encodes 1151 amino acids. The transcript is spliced from 28 exons. Gene Ontology annotation, biological process: clathrin-dependent synaptic vesicle endocytosis; endosomal transport; positive regulation of Rho protein signal transduction. Gene Ontology annotation, molecular function: calcium ion binding; molecular adaptor activity; protein binding. Gene Ontology annotation, cellular component: clathrin-coated pit; cytoplasm; intracellular vesicle. Lineage: Eukaryota; Metazoa; Chordata; Mammalia; Chiroptera; Phyllostomidae. The record is from RefSeq and is a predicted model, not a curated record.